UUGCUGUGGAAGACGUAACAUGUUUGGUGUUUGUUUCCUUCAAACCCCAAUUUGUGUUCAUCCUCGGGAAGGCCGUUGUCCCAUGAAAUACCAAGCGUGCGCCUUCCGCUCCAUAACUGGCGGUGUUUAUAUUUUCUAUGACUGGCGUAAUUGGAUUAGCGGUGCGGUUUUCCCCUCGAUGGUCAUCGUUCAUGGUCGGUUCCUGGCGGGGUGGAGGCCAACGCUGUUCCCCACAAAAGUUCUUACCCAGAAGUGUUAGUUGAGUUCGGAACGUUGCGCUCAAUAGUGGUGAAUUGUAGAAUUUGAGCUCCCGCGUCGUUGUGGCAAUGUGGCUGGAGAAUAACAAAAAUGGCCCUCAAUUAAUAUAUUUUUCGAGUUGCGUAAUGCAUUUUUCACCAUCCCGAGGCUAUUCCUCUCGUUGAAUGGACAUCACGCUGGUAGUAGUGGCUUAGAGCGCCAUCCGAAACCGAAUGAUUAAUGUAGAGUGCGGAUAUUCGCGAAAUACGAGUGAUACUGUGUUCAGCUUGGGAUUUUUCACGCUAGAAUUUGUUCUCGAUCGAUACUAAAGCAGUCGAGGCGUUGCAGAAAGGGUACAAGCUUACCAGCAGCAGUUUAAUUGAAUAAUCGCGCUCGGCCAGUCCAGGCGUCUUGUGGAAGUUGCUGGAGGAGAGCGAAAAAAAUGGACGGUAAAGGCGAAACUCUGGUCGAGGAAAACGAGAAAAUCGUUUCUGAAGAACCAUUCGAUCUGGACGAAUUGCUGCCGGCGAUAGGAGAGUUCGGGCGAUAUCAGAAACUGCUGCUGUGGCUGAUAUGUUUGCCAGCGUGCAUUCCGUGUGGCUUCUGUGCCUUCAAUCAGCUGUUCAUGACAGACGUUCCCGAAGAGUACUGGUGCAAAAUUCCCGAGCUGCAGAACUUCAGUGCGGCGGAAAGAAAACUGUACGGCAUACCAAUGGCUGAGCACGACGGAGAGUCAGGGUACAGUAAGUGCUACCGAUACGCAGUGGACUGGAAAGAGAUUCUAGCCAACAAUGAUCUGACGGCGGUUAUCCCUAACAACUCUUGGCCGGUUGAGCCCUGUCGCGAAGGUUGGGAAUAUAAUACCACCUAUGUGACGUCAUCGAUUGUGAUUGAUUUCAAUCUUGUCUGCGAAUAUGACAUCUAUCCCACAUUGGGACUUGUAGCAUUAAACACCGGUGGACCGGUCGGAGUGUACCUUUUCGGGAUGCUCAAUGAUCGUGCCGGCCGACGAAUAUCGUACUUCUCUUGCUUGGCCACUCUUUUGCUGGGAAGCUUCAUCACAGCCGCCAGCAAUAGCUUCGGGAUGUGGGCUUUCAGUCGAGUGAUAGUGGGGCUUACGAUCCCAGCCGUAUACCAGAUACCGUUCAUCAUAGCCCUCGAGUUGGUUGGGCCAAACUACCGGUCAUUUGUGACGGUCAUGACUUGUACCUUUUACACGGUUGGGUUGAUGAUGCUAGCCGGAGUGACCUACCUGGUUCGAGAUUGGGUAAAGCUCACAUUGUACACCUCGGUACCGUUUCUACUCUACUUCCUGUAUUUGCUCGUGAUGCCCGAAUCGCCCAGAUGGUUGCUGAUGAAGGGUAAGCUAGAAGAAGCAUUACAGAUUCUUGAGAAGAUGGCGAAAGUGAAUGGCAAGCAGUUUCCUGCUGCUUUCAAGAAUAAACUGCAGGAACGGGUCCUGGCCGAGAAGAGACGAACCGUGAAAAAGGAGGAAGUAUCGAUCGGAGCGUUUGAUCUCUGUCGAACGCCAAACAUGAGACUGAAAACAUUCCUUAUCACUUUGAAUUGGUUUGUAAAUGAGACUGUUUAUUUGGGAUUGAGUUAUUACGGACCGUCGCUCGGAGAGAAUCAGUAUCUGAGCUUCUUCCUGUCUUCACUGGUGGAGAUUCCUAGUUACAUAAUUUGUUGGAUCAUUAUGGAUCGAUUUGGCCGACGGUGGCCCAUGUGUAUGCUGAUGAUCUUGGGGGGUAUUAGUUGUGUUACCACUGUAGUUCUCCCCGAGGAUGCCGUUACAGAGACGCUGUUCCUCUACCUGCUAUCGAAGUCAAUGAUUUCGGCUUCUUUUCUUAUUAUUUAUCCUUUCGCGGGAGAAUUGUAUCCUACGCAGGUACGAGGUGUCGGGAUCGGGACCUCCAGUUACAUUGGAGGACUGGGAUUGAUUGUGAUUCCUUUCAUAACGUAUUUGGGCAAAGAAAACCUCGUCCUUCCGCUGGUGAUAAUGGGCUGCGUGUCGGUGGCCGGUGGAUUCACCGGCCUUCGUCUGCCGGAGACUCUGCACCACCGACUGCCCCAAACCCUGGAGGAGGGCGAGGAGUUCGGAAAGGAUUGGACCUUCGACGAUUGUUUCCGGUGUAGCUCACCGAAGCUGUCCCCAUCAGGCUCGUACGAGAACCUCUCCCACGAACCAUCCGACACGGCACUGGAACUGAACUCCGCCAUUCCGAUCAACGUCGAUUUGUACGAGACGCCAACCCCAUCCGAAACCGAGAAGACUCCACUGGAAUACGCCCGGAUACGGCGGCAGACGAUGAGACGCAUCGCGCGCCAGGCCAGCACCAUGGACACCCAGAAAACCGCCGACGGUGCGAUACAGUUGACCUACUGGUUCUAGGCGGCCUGUUCAGCGGGAGGGAGUGUGAAUUCGUGUGGAAAUGAAACGAGCUUGAAUGUUUUGAACAUGUUUUAACAAUAAAGAAAUACGUAUAUGUAUAUUUCGGUUUCUCUGAUUUUGCUAUAGUUAUAAUGUGCUUUGACAACAUUCACUUGUUAAAAUUAAAGUUUCUAUUUUCGCGUAACACUUUAAUAUUGUUCUGUGAAUAAAGAUUUGUUUUAGUUUAUAGUUUAUUUUAAGUUCACGCUUGGAUCGUUCCAAGUAAUGUUGGGUGUUCCUACGCUUCGGUAUCAAUGGAUUCGUGGAGUUUUACUCAACUUAGUAUCUUCUGCUUUUGUUUGGUUAACUAAAAUUGAAACUUAUUCUUUGCUUACGUCGCGAGAUGUGUUAUCUCUGCAUCGUGUGCGGAAGCAAGUUUUUGUUUUCUGCGAACAGUUCGGUAUAGGCAUUUUCAGGAUAUGUUUUCUGGACACUAUUAGGCUCACUAUAAAUCGAGUUCGAUAAUUGCUAUACUCUUGGGACAGUGGCUGCUGGAAAUCAACGAAUCUAAACAUAAAACUUUCUCAUCUAUUUUGUACUAACGAAUCGAAUUACUCUAUCUAAUAAAUUACUGGGUUUUGUUUUGUUGCAAAAGGAGUGAUUAAAUACUCUGUUUAUACAAGUAGUAGGAAAAAGAGAGAACAAACAAAAUCGUUGCCAAUUCUAGUGCUAACGGAUGGGUACACUGGAGUUUCACCGAUUGGUUUAAAAUAUGGUAUCAAAAACAAUCGAAUAUGUUUGAUGUCGAUUGUUUUAAAGCUGAUUCUGUAGUAAAGUCUUUUUAACGAAUUUCGUUAGGGACGGCGAUUGACGACAUGUUCCUGCCCACUUGUACAUAGGAUAAGCCAAUAGCAUGGGGGCAAGCUUGUCUUUUUCAUGUUUGUGUCUGUAUUCAUUAUAUUAGUCAAGUCUACCAGGGCAUCCGGAUGCUUGAAGACUUAAAAAUCGCUAGUCUAGAGAAGUUUUUAUCCGUCAAUCAAUUGGCCAUUCUGUGAUAAAUAAACCGAUUUGAGAAAUAUGAUUUCAGCACUAAGCAAGCGUCAAUUUGUUUCAAUAGUCAACCAGUGUAUAGCAUUCCAUAAAUCGAAAUUUAUGUAAGAACGGUUUACCUGUAAAUACCCGAUUGUAGAUUUGAUGAAAAUAAAUGAUUAAUU
Toxorhynchites rutilus septentrionalis is the source of this 3822-nucleotide messenger RNA. Its product is annotated as carcinine transporter. Gene Ontology annotation, biological process: transmembrane transport. The coding region runs from base 680 to 2629 and encodes 649 amino acids. Gene Ontology annotation, cellular component: membrane. The record is from RefSeq and is a predicted model, not a curated record. Lineage: Eukaryota; Metazoa; Arthropoda; Insecta; Diptera; Culicidae. The transcript is spliced from 6 exons. Gene Ontology annotation, molecular function: transmembrane transporter activity.